This is a messenger RNA of Sander lucioperca (pikeperch), 2018 nucleotides long. Its product is annotated as putative claudin-24. The coding region runs from base 141 to 800 and encodes 219 amino acids. Lineage: Eukaryota; Metazoa; Chordata; Actinopteri; Perciformes; Percidae. Gene Ontology annotation, molecular function: structural molecule activity. Gene Ontology annotation, cellular component: bicellular tight junction; plasma membrane. Gene Ontology annotation, biological process: bicellular tight junction assembly; cell adhesion. The transcript is spliced from 2 exons. The record is from RefSeq and is a predicted model, not a curated record.
GAGAGGGAUGGGGAAGGGCGUCCGGAGCUGGCAGCCUGCUCAGGAUAUUCCCUGGAAGGAGUAAUGGAUGGUGAGGAGUGACAGGGGGGAGGUUGAGAGCGUGACACACUCAGACCCAGACUCUGAGCAGCGCCACUGCCAUGGAGCCAAGCAUCCAGGCUCUGGAGCUGUUGGGGCUGCUGCUGUGCGGGGGGGCCUGGCUGUGCUCACUGGCCACCACGCUGUUGUCCUGCUGGCUGACGCUGUCCACCGAGCUGCUGACCACCGAGACCUACGAGCUGGGGCUGUGGCAGACCUGCGUGGUGCAGGAGCUGGGCGUGCUGGAAUGCCGGCCAUAUGACGGCCUGCUGGGCCUGCCGGCCGACAUCCAGCUGGCCCGCAUCCUCAUGUGCAUGGCGCUGGCCACCGGGCUGCUGGCGCUGCUGCUGGCCAUCCCCAGCGUGCACGCCAUCAACAGCUGCCACGGCCAGCUGCAGGACCGCCGCUGCAAGAGGGCACUAAAGAUGACCGGGGGGGCGCUGAGCGUGGCAGCCGGGAUCCUGGGGCUGGUCCCGGUGUCCUACAUCGCCCACCUUACGGUCGUACGCUUCUUCGACGAGUCGGUGCCCGAGGUGCUGCCACGCUGGGAGUUCGGGGACGCUCUAUUCUGUGGCUGGACGGCGGGAGUUCUUCACCUGGUGGCCGGAACGCUGCUGCUGAUUUCCUGUUUGUGUUUGCAGAAGGAAAACUGUAACACAUCUGUCCACGUCUCCCCUGGUGAGGGACGAUCCCCCAUCACGACCAGAUCUGUGUACGUCUGAGACCACGUCCCAUCAGGGACGCCACCAGUCCACUUCCAAAACAAAGAAAACUUUCCAUUUUCAUAAAACAAAUUCAGGCUUCUGUUGCUCCGAAGUGCAAAAGUGACAACAGAGAAUAAAAAGGUUUGUUUUCUCAAUGAAGUUCUGAAUCACAGUUUUGGAAGCUAGAAAAUAAAAGGGUCUAUUUUAAGAUCAUUAUUAAACCUUAAUGAGUGGUUUUCACAGACAAAACAUAGCAAAUGUGAAUAAAAAUAGAUUCCAAAUGCUGCAAAGAUGAAUGGAUUAGUUAUCAACUAAAUUAAUCUCCAACUAAUUGGAUAAUUGAUUAAUCAGUUAAAUCAUUUUUGAUGUCAGCUUGUUAAAUGUGAAUAUUUUCUAGUUUCUUUUCUCCUCUGUGACAGUAAACUUUGAGUUGUGGACAAAACGAAACAUUUGAGGACUGCACACCUCUUACGAGUCCAACCUGUGAAUCAGAACUGCUUUGUGAAAACAAGCCUUUUUAUUGGACUGGAUUGCUCGUAUAGUUACUUUGGGCAUUUUUGGAGCAUCAAAGAAAAUACUGGACAUGUUGUUUGUGAGUUUGUUUGUGAUGAAGCCCUGUUUUAGUCUGAUUUCCCCCAAACCCAUCUGGACACUGUUUAGUGUCUGUGGAAACUUUGAGAUUUAAAAAGUUUUGUGGGUUUAAACAAAGUUUGCACUCUUUUUAAACAUGUUUCAAACUGUUUAAACCUCAAACUUUGGAAUAAUUUCACAUGUGUAACAUUUUAUAUGAGCCCAUAUCUCAGUUUUUAAUCAUUCAGAUGUUUUUUUUUUCUUUCUGGAACCAAAGAGACAAAACGUGCUGCUGUUUCCUGUUUUAUUGCUUCUGUCGCUGCAAUAAUAACUUCAGCAAUAAAUCAAAUCAACACACACGUCAUCUUUUAUGUUUUUGUAUAAAUAUCAUUUCUGACCUUCAGCAGGAAGAAAUGACUAUAAGAAUGAUUAUAAAAUAUGAUUACAAGUUAUCAGCAUUAUUUUCACUCAGUCAUCAACAGGCUGGAAAAUGAUUCAUAGGUUUAAUUUGGAGAAAAAUAUAUCCAUCUGCAGUUACACAAAAGGUGGUUACAUGAUAAAAAAGAGAAGAAGCUGCUUCACCUUCAAUCAGUAUUAUGAUUAUGAUUAUGAUGGUUUGAAUGAGGCUAUAGUUCUGAUUGUGAAUAAAUAUGCUACAGAAUAAAA